AUGUGGGUGGAGACCGCGAGCGGCCCCACAGAGGAUCAGGUGGAGAUCCUGGAACACAACUUCAACAAGGUCAACAAGCACCCCGACCCCACCACGCUGUGCCUCAUCGCUGCCGAGGUCACGGAGGAAGAGACACAGAAAUGGUUUAAGCAGCGCCUGGCCCAGUGGUGGUGCUCAGAGGGCUUGCCCUGCUAA
This is a messenger RNA of Mesocricetus auratus (golden hamster), 195 nucleotides long. RefSeq names its product homeodomain-only protein-like. Bases 1 to 195 code for a protein of 64 amino acids. Gene Ontology annotation, biological process: regulation of transcription by RNA polymerase II; cell differentiation. Lineage: Eukaryota; Metazoa; Chordata; Mammalia; Rodentia; Cricetidae. Gene Ontology annotation, molecular function: DNA binding. The record is from RefSeq and is a predicted model, not a curated record. Gene Ontology annotation, cellular component: nucleus. The transcript has a single exon.